Molecule: messenger RNA, 1282 nt
Organism: Anguilla rostrata (American eel)
Lineage: Eukaryota; Metazoa; Chordata; Actinopteri; Anguilliformes; Anguillidae
Product: phospholipase A and acyltransferase 3-like
Exons: 4
Coding region: 25-639 (204 amino acids)
Biological process (GO): N-acylphosphatidylethanolamine metabolic process
Cellular component (GO): cytoplasm
Molecular function (GO): A2-type glycerophospholipase activity; glycerophospholipid phospholipase A1 activity
Source: RefSeq, a predicted model, not a curated record
AAUUUAAUGUAAAAAGGGAAGUCAAUGCACUUUCAUGCAGUCGUGUACAGGGAGAAAAGCAGCUUUAUGUUAGACAGUGAAAGCAUUCAUAGCCAAAUAUCUUGUCUGAGAAAGAGUAUUGUCAUGGCUCCCACUUUGUUUGAUAAGAAGCCAGAACCUGGGGAUUUGAUUGAGAUUUUUCGGGGCGCCUAUCAGCACUGGGCAGUGUACGUUGGAGAUGGUUUCAUCAUCCACCUUGUCCCCCCAACUGAGACAGCACAAGCCGGUUCCUUCAGCAUGAUGUCAGUCACGUGUGACAAGGCCAAGGUGACAAAGGACGAGCUGUGGGCGGUGGUGGGGAAUGAUGAGUACCGUAUCAACAACCUGCUUGAUGACAAAUACAGACCCAGGAGCCCUAGUGCCAUAGUGAGGGAGGCCAAGAGCCUGGUGGGACAGGAGCUGCCAUACUGCGUCUUUCAAAGGAACUGUGAGCAUUUUGCUACAGAACUGAGAUAUGGGAAAGCUGAGUCACGACAGGUGCGCCAGGCUGCGGAGGUAGGAGUAGGAGCGGGAGUGGCUGCUAUGAUUGGCGUGGGAGUCCUUGCUGUUGCUGCUGCCUACUUUGCAGGCGGGAGCAAAGAAAAGAAGAACAAGCAAUAAGCUGAGGGAGCUCACAGAAAUGCACAACCAACAAGCCUUAAUUGAAUUCUGCUCGCGUUGCCAUACACUGACCUUUUCCACAUCUUUCGGAAUGGCAGUUCUGCUCAGAUUGUAGAUAGCUUCAGAUGUCCUAAUUUACAAAGUAAAUGGCAGGCAGCUAAUAUAAGAAAACAAAUGAUUUGAACUAACUGAAAAUGAGUGGUUAUCACAGUUUCUCACAGAACUUACCUCUGCACAUGUGUUUCAGUCCAUUCGUAUAGAGUCCUGUUGAUAAAACCAAAACCUCAGUAAAACUAAAAAAAGAAAAUCAUUUUAUUUAAUCUUGCAUUUGUUAUUAGUUUUUAUAUGUAAUAUUAAAUAUGAUUAGCUCAGUAUUGGCUGGGGAACUUGAUGUGCAGCUCAAUAAUGGCAGGUUCAGAUCCCAGUUUUGAAUAUCGCUGUUGUAUCCUUAUACAGGCUAUUUAACUGCAUUUACUUCAGUAAAUAUGCAGCGAUACUGAUCACGUAUGAGUUGUGCAAGUCAGUAGACAGUAACAGUAAUGAUGAAGGGCAGUAAUUAUGAAACGUGGGGAACAAGAUAAGGUCUGUAAUCAUUCUAGAUUAACACGAUGGGAAAGUAUGUUACUAUAAACCUGUAAAACAC